AUGAGCGAUACCGGUGCUGUCAAGGCACCUGAUGUGGAAGCAAAGUCUGCUGCUGCUGCUGCAGUUGAGGACAAAAGGCCUGAGCCCCCUGUGGAGGAUGUCCCUGAUCCGGACGAGGAUGACCUCGAUGAUCUGGAUGAUAUGCUCGAAGAAUUCUCCAAAAAGCCUGCUGGACAAAGCACCUCUGGGCCGGCAUCUGGGCCACCGCCCGGGACCGAGAGUGCUAGGGGCAACUCUGGCCCUGACACAUCAGACAAGUCCCUAGAAGACAUGUUUGGAGAUGAAGAAUUCGCGAAACAGCUACAGGCCGGCAUGUCUGAUCUCCUAGGCGAGCUAGAGAAGAACGCAAGUUUCCCGAUUCUCGGCCCUGAGAUGCAAACUCAGUUUGAUGAUAUGUUCAAGUCGAUGGCGGCCGCGACCGCCCAGGAUGCCACAGGUGAAGGAGCGCGACCUGGCUCUUCGUCUGGACCUGCGCAACCAGGUGCUUCGGCGGAUGCUCAAGCUGCGGACGCCUCAUUCCAGGAAACAAUCCGACGAACGAUGGAGCGAAUGCAGGCCUCGGGUGAUUCAGCGACGGCGGCGGCAGCUGACUCGUCUUCGGAUGACUUUCUCGCUGAGCUAAUGAAGCAGAUGGGCGAAGGCGGAGGUCUCGAUGGCGCCGGUGGUGAAGAGGAUUUCUCCAAGAUGCUAAUGGGCAUGAUGGAGCAGCUGACGAAUAAAGAAAUCCUGUACGAGCCGAUGAAGGAGCUUCAUGACAAGUUCCCGGAAUGGAUGGAGAAGAAUAAGGACAAGACACCGGCGGAGGAUCUCAAGCGCUACCAGGAACAACAGGUGAUCGUCAAGGAGAUCGUGGCCAAGUUUGAGCAGCCCACGUAUUCGGACUCGACUCCCGCGGAUCGGGAGUACAUUGUGCAGAGAAUGCAGAAGAUGCAAGACGCAGGUUCGCCGCCGUCAGAUCUGGUAGGGGAUAUGGCGUCAGCCCAGGAGGCUUUCGGAGCACCGGACGAAAGCUGCAACCCCCAAUAG
This is a messenger RNA of Verticillium dahliae VdLs.17, 1026 nucleotides long. RefSeq names its product peroxin 19. The record is from RefSeq and is a predicted model, not a curated record. NCBI's taxonomy places the organism in Eukaryota, Fungi, Ascomycota, Sordariomycetes, Glomerellales, Plectosphaerellaceae. Gene Ontology annotation, cellular component: peroxisomal membrane; peroxisome. Bases 1 to 1026 code for a protein of 341 amino acids. Gene Ontology annotation, biological process: protein import into peroxisome membrane. The transcript has 4 exons.